Messenger RNA from Suillus discolor, 1580 nucleotides. RefSeq lists its product as uncharacterized. NCBI's taxonomy places the organism in Eukaryota, Fungi, Basidiomycota, Agaricomycetes, Boletales, Suillaceae. The transcript is spliced from 12 exons. Gene Ontology annotation, molecular function: GTP binding. The record is from RefSeq and is a predicted model, not a curated record. The coding region runs from base 366 to 1580 and encodes 404 amino acids.
CUCAGACGUUUCAAUGAUCAGUCAUUUGGAAGACCUCGGAAGAUCGAGCUUACCUCCAUUUACAGAGAUUUCCGAUAUCACUGCUUUUCAGCUAGGCGGUUAAUAAUUUUCAUUGUUCGACAUCGUCUGUUGUGUAAUCCUGGUGCUUUAUCGUACGAAUACUUGAACAGUUGCGACUUUGUGGGUAUAAUCAGUGGUUUGACGCAGGGAGAUAGGAGAUAGACGCCGUAUGUAGCUGAUGUGUCAUAAGCCAUGGGAACCCUUGCUUCGUAUCCAUAUCUUGCCACGACCUCGUUCUGUACCGCAGUACAACUUUCACGAUAAACGAAAUCACCUCUACCUCAGGACGCACAUCAAGAUCCCCAAUGGCAACCAUCGAAGCCCAGGACCUCAGACGGAUGAUCAGGCGCUUUCGAGUUCUGAUCAUGGGGAGAGCAAACGCAGGCAAAACGACCAUCCUCCAGAAGGUUUGCAACACCAUCGAUCAACCAGAAAUUUACGAUACAAACGGAAAGAAGAUCGAUGCUGCCAUCGUGAAAUCAUCGAUCAAGCGUGGAAAUCACGACAUCACGAACGAGAUGGUGUUCAAAAGUAAUCCUGGUUUCGUCUUCUACGACUCGUGCGGUUUCGAAGCGGGGUCUGAAGAAGAAUUCGAGAACAUGAAGAAAUUCAUAUCAGAACGUGCGCAUGCGACGGAAUUGGAGGACUGGAUCCAUGCUAUUUGGUAUUGUAUCCCAAUGGACGACCCGAGUCGAACGUUCCAGCGGUCAGAAGAGAAGUUCUUCCGGGAGUGCGACACCGGGCAUGUUCCUGUGGUCGCGGUGUUCACCAAAUUCGAAGCUCUGCGUCCAUUUGCAUAUGGAGAAAUCAAGAAGCAACUAAAGGGGGUAUCGGCCGAAGAACGCUCAAAGAGGAUUGCCGAGCGCGUCGAGGAACUUUUCACUAAAACAGGCAUCUUGAAUCAGUUGCGCAACCCCGAAAACCUUGCACGUCCCAAGUCCUAUGUGCGCUUGCAGAAUAUGAACCAACAGAAUACAAACUGCGACACUCUACUGGAAAGCACCACUUUCGCGCUGGACGAUGAAGAAUUGCGGUCGUGCUUGGUAUCGACACAAAAAUCGAACCUGGAGCUUUGCAUCAAAUGUGCCAUCGCAACACUGGUCGAUCGUGCGCAUAAGAAAUUUGAUUAUGAACACUAUCAGCAUGACAUUGCUAAGUGGUUUCCGCAUCUCAAAGCCAAAAUCCGCCGCGAUGAUAUUAUCCGCGUCCUUCAGCCCUUGACUAUGAAGGGUUCACUGUUUACUUCUACUGCGAACAGAAUAAUUCAGACUGGCAUCGCCACCAUUAUCGUCCUCGAGUACUCUGCGUUUCUCCCGUACAAGUCGAAGGGCUCGGAGCUCGUAGAGUCUGCCGUGGAGUCUGCCGUGGACUACUACCUGAAAUCCCCCAUGGUUGUCACAGUAGAGAAAGUAGCGAAAGAGAUUUGUCGUCAAGACCACCAUGGAGAGGAACUUGGAAAGAAGAUUCUCGAGUUCAUCCUUGGAAAUCGCUUGUCAAAGAACUUGACAGAUAAGAAGUAG